AUGCCACCAAGAAGAGCAGCUUCUUCACAAAACAGUCAGGCUAAUGAUGAUGUACCUCCAAUUGAGGGUUUGCCUCCUGUGAGUGCAGAAGGGAUCUAUAGGUAUCUUGGGACACUAGCUGGUUUAGUUGAACGCCAAGCUCGAGCUGCUGGGACUAAUGUUCAGGGACAGUCUUCAUCUUCUAGGGGUAGCUCUUUUGAUGACUUCAAGAAAUUGGGUCCUCCUUACUUUUCUAGUGCUACAGAUCCCACAGAGGCAGAGGCUUGGAUCCUUAAGAUGGAGAAAUUCUUUGGUGUAAUAGAUUGCUCUGAGGAGCAAAAAGCCUCUUAUGCAGCUUUUAUGUUAGAUAAAGAGGCAGAUCAUUGGUGGCGUAUGACUAGGAGACUUUUGGAGGAUCAGGUACCCAUAACAUGGAGACAAUUUAGGGAGGCUUUCUACAAGAAGUAUUUUCCUAACAGUGUUAGGCGGCAGAAGGUGGGAGAGUUUAUUCGUUUGGAACAGGGGGAUAUGACUGUGGCUCAAUAUGAGGCUAAAUUUACAGAGUUAUCACGUUUUUCCCCACAAUUGAUUGCUACAGAGGAGGAAAAGGUAUUAAAGUUUCAGGAUGGAUUGAAGCCUUAUUUGAAGAACAAGAUAUCUAUUCUGAAGCUUGGUGUCUAUUCAGAGGUUGUUGAUAGAGCCCUUAUAGCAAAGAAAGAUAAUGAGGAGCUUCAUUAG
Messenger RNA from Vitis riparia (riverbank grape), 717 nucleotides. RefSeq lists its product as uncharacterized. The record is from RefSeq and is a predicted model, not a curated record. Lineage: Eukaryota; Viridiplantae; Streptophyta; Magnoliopsida; Vitales; Vitaceae. The transcript has a single exon. The coding region runs from base 1 to 717 and encodes 238 amino acids.